Molecule: messenger RNA, 874 nt
Organism: Nestor notabilis (Kea)
Lineage: Eukaryota; Metazoa; Chordata; Aves; Psittaciformes; Psittacidae
Gene: DUSP5
Product: dual specificity phosphatase 5
Exons: 4
Biological process (GO): protein dephosphorylation; negative regulation of MAPK cascade; endoderm formation
Cellular component (GO): nucleus; cytoplasm
Molecular function (GO): protein tyrosine/threonine phosphatase activity; MAP kinase tyrosine/serine/threonine phosphatase activity
Source: RefSeq, a predicted model, not a curated record
UGGCAGAAGCUGAAAAAGGACAGCACGGCACAGAUCGUCCUCAACGCCCUGCUCUCCAGCCUGCCCGAGGCCGGGGCCAGGGUCUGCUUCCUGAAAGGGGGAUAUGAAACCUUUAACUCACAAUAUCCUGAGUGCUGUGUGGAUGGGAAACUCAUUUCCCUGGAGAGGACUGAGGCAGAGAGAAACCUUGCCAGCCACUGUGAGAAGCAGAGCACCAACCACAAACCUGCUUAUGACCAGGGUGGUCCAGUCGAAAUCCUGCCUUUUCUCUACCUUGGUAGUGCCUAUCACGCUUCCAAGUGCGAGUUUCUCGCCAACCUGCACAUCACGGCCCUGCUCAAUGUCUCCAGGAAAAGCUCGGAGUCCUUCAAAGACCAGUAUUGCUACAAAUGGAUCCCAGUGGAGGACAGUCACACAGCAGACAUCAGCUCACACUUCCAGGAAGCCAUCGACUUCAUUGAUUAUGUCAGAAGAACGGGGGGCAAGAUCCUGGUGCACUGCGAAGCAGGGAUUUCACGCUCCCCCACCAUCUGCAUGGCGUAUCUCAUGAAGACGAAGAAGCUCCGCCUGGAGGAAGCCUUCGAUUACAUCAAGCAGCGCCGGAGCCUGAUCUCACCAAACUUUGGUUUCAUGGGCCAGUUGCUACAAUACGAGUCAGAGAUCUUGUCUUCCACCCCCAGCCCCCCUGUUGCCUCAUGCAAAAGAGAAGCUGCGUCUUUCUUUGCGGAAGAGCUGACGUUAGGCAAAGACUUUGAAGGCUCCUGUUUCGCCUUUCCUACCUCAGUGUUGAGUUCUGUGCCCAUCCAUUCUCCUGUCCACCAGCUGAAUCUCAGCCCAAUGACAGCAUCUUCAUCCUGCUGAAACACCCUGGGAG